Molecule: messenger RNA, 2517 nt
Organism: Hypomesus transpacificus
Lineage: Eukaryota; Metazoa; Chordata; Actinopteri; Osmeriformes; Osmeridae
Product: cytochrome c-like
Exons: 11
Coding region: 162-1997 (611 amino acids)
Biological process (GO): mitochondrial electron transport, cytochrome c to oxygen; mitochondrial electron transport, ubiquinol to cytochrome c
Cellular component (GO): centrosome; mitochondrial intermembrane space
Molecular function (GO): electron transfer activity; heme binding
Source: RefSeq, a predicted model, not a curated record
CUGGUUGUUGCGGCGCAGUUUGAGGUGGUGGAGAGAAGGGCAAAGAAGAAGGUGGUUUUUAGUGCUUCGUCAGAAAGUUUACUUUGUGAAGGCUUCCAUCUCAUCUUCACUCCAGUGGACUGUUUUCUCUCGUGUGAAAAGAAAGAAAGCAACAGGGACUGAUGGUCAGCACAGAGAUCCAGGACAACUAUGUCAGCAUGGGGUUCAAGAGCUUCCCCCCCCACCCCUAUCCUCCGUCCCACGGCACUUCUCUUCCGACUCUCUUCCACCACCUCCCUCCCCUGCGGAGCCUACCUGAGCAGGAUGAACAGCGUUUUCUUCGCUCUGUUCAUCAAGAGGUACCCCCCCUCUUCCCUGACCUCUCCUUGCCCCACGGGACCCCCGCUAAACCCCUUAGACAGCCUACUGCCGGAGAAGACCCCCCACACUCUGACCAGCCGCCUCCAGUGUCAUUACCAAGGUUGGCCAGUCUUCAUCGGAGAGGAUUAAAACACCCUCCAGUUUCCUCGUCUCCCAACACAAAGCACCCUACAGUCCUUGUAAAGGGACACUUUCACCGUGGCUAUGGAGGAAGCACUUUAACUGAGGUUCCAAGACCAACACAAAUCAACAUUAGUGAGAAGCAGAUACUGGUGCCAGUUCCAAGGGAACAUCCUAACCAGUCCCAUAUCUCCCGCUUUGCCAUGUUUCCAACAUUCCGAUCUCCAGACGAUCCUGAUUCUGGGGUCACGGCGGCCACCAAGAGACCCCUGAACCUCCUUAUACCAGCCUGCACUUCUGACAUGCGUGUCCUGACUAAGACAAAAGGAGCUGCUCUCCGACAUGAGCUGAUGGAGGUUUCCAAGGUAACUCAGAGGAAGGCCUUGCUGUGGCCAGGACAACAUGGCUUCUACCAGUUUCCAAAAUCAGUAUGCAGCAAGAGGCAAGUUUUUUAUCCAUCACUUCCUAAGACUUUGUGCCCAAAUGCAACUCUGAGAAACUUGGACUCCACACUGUCGGAGCGAACCGCUAACAUGCUACGCAACCUGGAAAGGUCACACCGGCUCACUUGCUACCAACUCCAAUACUCCGGAUGUGGUCCUGCCAACCCUCUGCAAUUAGAUGACUUGCAUGAGAAAACUGUUGGAGAUCAAACACCAUACACAAUCCAGCUUAGGGGGGGGUCCCUGGUCCCAGCGCGCCCCCAAAAUGGACGUCAGGCUCGUAUCCAGCAGGGUCGACGGUGCCUCAAAAGCAGCCAUGUUGCCAGCCCUUGCAACCUUGUCAACAACCCCAAUAACCAACCUGGCAGCACAUCAGACAUUGUCCUUAAACACAGACAUGGUAGCCAUGACAAUUGUGACUCUGCUUACCAGCACAACAGCCACAGUGUCCAUGAUAACAGCAUUCAUGGUUAUCACACUGAUGAAUAUGGCUGGGGUUUAAACAGUUCAGUUAAACUUCACAGAGCCCAGAACUUUCCAGAAAGAUCUGGUUCGGGUCACUCCGGUGAAGAGCAGAAACUAGGUUGCAUUGACCCAGUUGACCGUCACAACGAGUUAUGCUGUGACGUGUGUGGUUUUGCAGAAAGCUUCUGUAACUGUCUGUCACAGAGAUCAAACACUGAAGACAUUGACCCACAGAGCCAGACCCCCUGUUGUGCCUGCAGGCACAACCUACUACCCAGGACAGGCUCACUAAAUCUGGGACAUGAAGACCCGCCAGGGUGCCUGAAGGGCGUUGAUGGAGAGUGUGCUAGAGUCGGCUCCAUGGAGCCACAUAGAGAGAGAACCAUUUCAAGGGCCUUUUCCUGCAUCCGGGGUACCUUGGGAGGGUCCCGGGGCGUGUGUGGGGGAGGGGGGCUAUUCCGGUCCAAAUCAGUUCUGAUGAGCCUCCAGGACUCGUUCUCCAGGACCGACAGCCACAGGCGCUUCCACCUGACUAUACAGGGUGCAGUCCCAGAUCUCCGUGACAACCACCAUACUGUCAAACAAUACUCUGCCUACUUUCGCAACUGAAAGGUGUGGCUGUAUUUGCAAUGUAUGCACACACCCACAUACAUGUAUUUGUUGUCAUUUCUGUUUUUUCCCAGUAGAAUAAACACAAGCCUACAGCACCACACUGAUUUGCAGUGCAUUUCUUCUUUUGUUAUUUUAGUAUUUACAUACAUUUCUAAUUAAAAGCAAGUUAUACAGUGUCAGGGGCAUGUAACCAACUUCAUGGAGAAAAAUCGUCUGACAGCACUUUCAUCCAAUCGCGAUGGGUCUUCGUUUGACGUGUGCACUAGGCCAUUGUUGAACACUCCCUUAACGCGAUCUAAACAAUUGUAGAUUCGACUUUGAAAAGUUCGUAGAAGUCUACCCUGUGGAUAUGCGUUACAUUAUGAGGACAUACAAAGCGAUCAUCAUCUAGGACUUAAGAUACCUCCCAGGUACUACCGGGACGGCUGUGAAAUAGAGAAACGCUGAAAAAAGAGAACCGCGAAAGUGGGCUACUUUUCAGGACUUAUGUUCUCCCCAGGACAAGGUGUGGACCGUA